Molecule: messenger RNA, 819 nt
Organism: Phytophthora infestans T30-4
Lineage: Eukaryota; Oomycota; Peronosporomycetes; Peronosporales; Peronosporaceae
Exons: 1
Coding region: 17-742 (241 amino acids)
Biological process (GO): sesquiterpene biosynthetic process
Molecular function (GO): cyclase activity
Source: RefSeq, a predicted model, not a curated record
GUCUAAACGGACGGACAUGAUGAUUUCCAAGAGCCCCAAGACGGACAAGCGUCGCCAGUACCUCUGGAUCGCGUACAACGUCGUGCUCUAUGCUGUCAUCGUGGUCUCAGGCGCCAUUCUGUUCAUGGUAAUGGUUGGUAUGGUGAAGGUCGGAGGUGGCGACAAAGACGUUAAGGACGACUGGAUCGAGGUCAACUCGCAGAUUCUCAAUGGCGUUUUCACGUGGAUGGCGAUCACUAAUCACCCGUUCUUCAUCUACCGAUUGGUCAAAAUCCUGCAAGUUUUGGGUAGUCGGUGCUGGAACUGGGUCCCUGUCCUGGACAAGCGCGUUCGAGCGGCUCGGUACUUGAGUCGCCACUUCCCGCUCGUAUUCGUCGACACAGAAGCUGUCUACAGCCACAAAGUCGAGAGCACGGAGGCACAGGGUGCUGCAGCGGACGAUGGCGAAGUGUAUCUGCUGACCGAGCACGAGGAGACGGAGACGCUCGAGGAGAUCUCGUACAACCGGCGAGACGCCGAAAACCUGCGCAACACGUUCGUGAUGCUCAACUGGAAUUGUCUGUUCCAGUACCCGAUCACUGCAGUCAUGUGGGCAUACGACGCCGACACGCGCCCUGGAUUCGUCAUUGGCGUCUUCCUGCCGCUUUCGUUCCUGUGCAACUUCGGGGGUCAGUACCGCAUCUUCAAGCUCAACAAGGAUAUCAAGGCACGACGCAGUAGGAGAAGCAGUCUCUGCCCAUAACUAGUGCCUUGUAGCUUAUGACACGUGAUCGGACAUCAUUAUCAACAAAACGCUUGCAAAAAGCAAUUGUAAAUCUC